Polyodon spathula (Mississippi paddlefish) is the source of this 1099-nucleotide messenger RNA. It is a transcript of the gene mtres1, whose product is annotated as mitochondrial transcription rescue factor 1. Lineage: Eukaryota; Metazoa; Chordata; Actinopteri; Acipenseriformes; Polyodontidae. The transcript has 4 exons. The record is from RefSeq and is a predicted model, not a curated record. The coding region runs from base 150 to 809 and encodes 219 amino acids.
UUUAAUAUAAUACACGUUGGAGACUCUUGCUCAGCUACAGUCUGUCGCGGGUCAAGGUGAAAGAGCAGAAAAGCAUUGCCUCAUGAUCCUGUGCUGCCUUUUCCAUUCUUCCGUUUUCAGGGAAUGUCAUCCGUGCUUUGUGGUUAAAGAUGAAGACCCUAAGAAACCUGACCAGGCUGCUGUCGCUGUUGGAGGGAUCCUUAUCUCACACGCCAUGCAGGACCACAGUUUGCCAAAGGACAAUAUAUUAUCGCCAUCUUUCAAGCAGGAGUUGUUUACCUGCCUUGGGGAUCCAAAGUCACACCCAACCCAGAGUGAUUCAGGCAAGCUGGUCAGUGGUGCCGGUCAGGCUCAAAGGCAGUAAGACUUCAAAAAAGGGCAGUAAAAAAGUUGUGGAAGAGGAGGAAGAUGAGGAUGAUGACCCAGAGAAAAGUGACUAUGAAGACGAGCCUGAACAUGAUCCCAGCGUGCCCAAGGAUUACAAAGACCUGGAAAAAGCAGUGCAGUCGUUCCGCUACGAUCUCAUGAUGAAAGCAGGCCUAGACAUGGCGCGGAACAAAGUGGAAGAUGCCUUUUACAGCAACAAGCUGAGGCUCAAUGGACAAAAGCUUAUCAAGAAAAGCAAAACGGUUAAGGUGGGAGACACUCUUGAUCUGGUUGUUGAGGAAGACAAAGAGACUGACAUCGUCACAGUUAUGAGAGUGGUUUUCAAGACUGUAUCUGGAGAAACAACAGGCACUGACAGAUACAGAGUGGUGUUAAGACGCUGGAAAAACCUGAAGCUUCCCAAACAGGAUGUUUACAAGUAGCAAGACUGUGCUAUAGUGUAUACCCAUUAACUGACACAUUUACUCCAGAUUACUUGGCAUGUGUGUUGCAGUGGUAGUGUUAUUUUGUGUAUAGUAGUUAACCGCACAAUCUCUCAUGAAGCCUAACACUUUUUAUACACAUGUUCUUAUGCAUUUUAGUAAAGGGUGGAUCUUUAUAAUUAUUGUAACAUGAAAAAAAUUGAAACGUUAUUUAAGCUUAUGGUAGGAUUUUGUCAUUCUGCUACACUGCAAGUACCUUAUUGAGAUGCUUUAAUAAAACGAUCAUGCCA